Molecule: messenger RNA, 876 nt
Organism: Ictidomys tridecemlineatus (thirteen-lined ground squirrel)
Lineage: Eukaryota; Metazoa; Chordata; Mammalia; Rodentia; Sciuridae
Gene: Scp2d1
Product: SCP2 sterol binding domain containing 1
Cellular component (GO): cytosol
Source: RefSeq, a predicted model, not a curated record
CAAUCUGACCUGUGGGUAUUAAUCUGGCCACAGCUGUCCACAGACCAGACGGCAGGGUCAAGAGGACCAGUACAGUAAAGAUGUGGAGGAGAAUCGACCAUCAACCCAAGAUCAAAGCAGGGAAUGGACCUCAGGCGAGCCAGCUCAAAGCUUUGGGUUCAGCUCGGGAACUUGCCAUGCCAAACCCUCUAGAGCUGUCAGCAUUCCAGAGCUUCCCAGUGUUUGAGGACAUUAGCCAUCACAUCAAAGAAGUGGGAGGCCAGCUAGUAAAGAAAGUCAAUGCCAUCUUUCAGCUGGACAUCACCAAAGAUGGUAAGAUCAUUCUGCAGUGGACCAUUGACCUGAAGAGUGGCUCUGGGGACAUGUAUCCAGGAUCUUCUAGGCUCCCAGCAGACACUGUCUUCACUAUUCCAGAAAAUGUCUUUAUGGAGUUAGUUUUGGGCAAAAUGAAUCCGCAGAAGGCUUUCCUGGCUGGCAAGUUCAAAGUGAGUGGCAAAGUUCUGCUUGGCCAGAAGCUGGAGAGAGUUUUCAAGGACUGGGCUAAAAUUUAAGCAUGGAAAAAUACCAAGGAAAAGAUCAAAAAUUCUCUCUGGUUAUAAUGUCAAGUGGAAAUCAUGCUUAAACUGAAGAUUAAAGUAAAAAACCUAUGAGAUGCGGCCAUUAUUUAAAGGAUCUCUUGGAGACAGAUCACAUAAUCCUCUGUGAGUUAUUACUAAAGUGUUGAUGCGGUUGGGAGCUUGUGCACUGAGUGUCUUACAUCAAAGUUCAUCAUUUCAAAUCAAAGUUCAUCCAGGGAGGUUUUCCCUACCGGGAGCUCUCUUCACACAUGUGGGAGGACUGGAAUAAAGCCAGCUGCAACUGAUUGUGACCUCCUAA